Molecule: messenger RNA, 2163 nt
Organism: Phragmites australis (common reed)
Lineage: Eukaryota; Viridiplantae; Streptophyta; Magnoliopsida; Poales; Poaceae
Product: subtilisin-like protease 4
Exons: 1
Coding region: 16-2163 (715 amino acids)
Biological process (GO): proteolysis
Molecular function (GO): serine-type endopeptidase activity
Source: RefSeq, a predicted model, not a curated record
UCGUCCGUGUGCGACAUGGCUGAGGAGGAGCUCUCCAAGGACCCGUCCGCCAUGGCGCGCCUCCUCUACUCCUAUCGCAACGUCGUGAAUGGCUUUGCGGCGCGCGUCACCGAGGAGGAGGUGUAUGAGAUGACCAAGAAGGACUGGUUCGUCAAGGCCAUACCGGAGAAGACAUACAAGCUGAUGACCACGCACACGCCGCAGAUGCUCGGGCUAACCGGCAAAGCGUUCCACGGAGGCAUGUGGAACAGGAGCAACAUGGGAGAGGGAAUUAUAAUUGGCGUCCUCGACGAUGGCAUCUGCCCCGGGCACCCGUCGUUCGACGCGACGGGCAUGCCGCCGCCGCCCGCCAAGUGGAAGGGCCGGUGCGACUUCAACAGUUCGGUGUGCAACAACAAGCUCAUCGGCGCGCGGUCGUUCUACGAGUCGGCGAAGUGGAAGUGGAGAGGUAUCGACGACCCGGUGCUGCCCGUCAACGAAGGCUCGCAUGGGACGCACACGUCGAGCACGGCGGCUGGGGCGUUCGUGCCCGGGGCGAACGUCAUGGGCAACGGGCUCGGCACGGCCGCCGGCAUGGCCCCCCGUGCGCACAUCGCGCUCUACCAGGUUUGCUUCCGGGAGAAUUGCGACCGCGACGACAUACUCGCAGCGCUGGACGACGCCGUCGAAGAAGGCGUCGACGUGCUCUCGCUCUCGCUCGGUGACGACGAGGCCGGAGACUUCGCAUACGAUCCCAUCGCGGUCGGAGGGUACACCGCCAUCAUGAAAGGGGUCUUUGUCAGCGCGGCCGGUGGGAACAUGGGCCCGGACCCAGCAACAGUGGCCAACGAGGCGCCGUGGCUGCUCACCGUGGCGGCAGGCACAACUGACCGGAGGUUCGUGGCCACCGUGAAGCUUGGCAAUGGGGUCGAGCUCGACGGCGAGUCGCUCUUCCAGCCGAAGAACUUCCUGAGCGUGCAGCGGCCGCUGGUAAGGGACAUCGGCGACGGUACGUGCUCCGACGAGAGAAUCCUAACGCCGCAGUACGUCGGCGGAAAAAUAGUCGUUUGCGACGGCGGUGGCAAUUUGACCGCCCUCCAGAAGGGGGAAAAGCUACGCAACGGUGGCGCUGCUGUCAUGAUCAUCGUCACCCUCAAGGUAUUUGGCUCGGUGAUCCAACCCAAGGCGCACGCCCUCCCAACGUUGCAGGUGGUUUACACGACGGGACAGAAGAUCAAGGCAUACAUGAACUCCACGGACAACCCGACGGCCGAGCUGAUCUUGAAAGGCACGGUGCUCGGCAACCGCAAGUCGCCGGUCGUGGCGGCGUUCUCGUCACGGGGGCCGAGCAAGCAAAACCAGGGGAUUCUCAAGCCCGACAUCACGGGCCCUGGAGUGAACAUCAUCGCCGGCGUCCCCAAGCCGGCGGGGCUCAUGACGCCUCCCAAUCCACUGGCGGCCAAGUUCGACAUCAUGUCCGGCACGUCCAUGGCCACGCCGCACCUCAGCGGGAUCGCCGCGGUAAUCAAGAAAGCGCACCCGACGUGGUCGCCGGCAGCGAUCAAGUCGGCCCUGAUGACAACGGCCGACACAUUGGACCACCGCAGGAUGCCGAUAGCCGACCAGAGCGGGUACCCCACCAACCUGCUCGCGCUGGGUGCCGGCUUCGUCAACCCGAUGAAGGCCCUGAGCCCGGGGCUCGUGUACAACUUGACGGCAGUGGACUACAUCCCCUACCUGUGCGGGCUCGGGUACAGCGACCAUGAGAUCAACUCGAUCAUCCACCCGUUGGCGCCGGUGUCGUGCAAGCAGCUGACCGUCGUCGAGCAGAAGGACCUAAACUACCCGUCCAUCACAGCGUUCCUGGACCGGGAGCCCUACUCCGUGAACGUCAGCCGCGCCGUGACGAAUGUCGGGCGCGGCAGGGCCGUUUACGUCGCGAAGGUUGAGGUGCCGAGGACGCUGUCGGUGACGGUGACGCCGGACACGCUCAGGUUCAAGAAGGUGAACCAGGUGAAGGCGUUCACGGUCACCAUCAGGAGCGUGGGCGGGCGGAUGAAGGCGGGGAUCGCUGAGGGGCAGCUCAAGUGGGUCUCGCCCAAGAACGUCGUGCGCAGCCCGAUCCUCGUGUCGGCCAAGAAGUUCGUCCAGGAUAACUCAACUACUGCUCAUCUGAGUCAUUAG